Messenger RNA from Sphenostylis stenocarpa, 960 nucleotides. The record is from the annotation of a GenBank genome assembly. NCBI's taxonomy places the organism in Eukaryota, Viridiplantae, Streptophyta, Magnoliopsida, Fabales, Fabaceae.
AUGGCGGGUGGGACUGUCUUUUCCGCUGCUUCCAAUCUAACCACUUUGCUUCCCAACCAAACACCACCUUCCACCUCUCAGCCUCUCGAUUCUCUUUUCCAAUCUUCGUCUUCCUCUUUUCUGGGUUCAAGAUCUAUAUUGAGCUUUGGAGAUGUUCAAGGGGGGAAGGGGUGCAACGAGUCGCUCUUCCUAUCCUAUGAUGAGAAUGGGGAUGAGGACAUGGACGAGUACUUUUAUCAGCCUGAGAAAAAACGCAGGCUUUCCGUGGAGCAAGUGCAGUUUCUUGAGAAGAGCUUUGAUGAGGAGAAUAAGCUCGAACCCGAGAGGAAGAUUCGGCUAGCUAAGGAACUCGGGUUGCAGCCGCGGCAGGUGGCGAUUUGGUUUCAGAACCGCCGGGCGCGGUGGAAGACCAAGCAGAUGGAGAAGGAUUAUGAUUCCCUGCAGGCUUGCUAUAAUGACCUCAAGGCCAACUAUGAUGAUCUUCUCAGGGAAAAGGAUAAACUCAAAGCUGAGGUAGCAAGGCUCACUGAAAAGGUGCUUGGAAGAGAGAAACCCGAGGAGGGGAACUUUGAACAGGCUGAAACCAAGGGAUUGCAGGAGCCGCUGCAGAAGUCAAUGAUUGAUUCAGCUUCUGAGGGUGAAGGAUCCAAAGUGUCCAUUGGGGCUUGUAAACAGGAAGACACUAGUUCAGCCAAGAGUGACAUGUUUGAUUCAUCAGAAAGCCCACAUUACACUGAUGGAGUGCACUCUGCACUCCUUGAGACUGGUGACUCUUCUUAUGUAUUUGAACCUGAUCACUCUGAUGUGUCUCAGGAUGAAGAAGAUAACCUGAGAAAGACCCUUUUGCCUCAUUACAUCUUUCCCAAACUUGAAGAUGUUGGUUACUCCGACCCACCACAUAGUUCAUGCCAUUUUGGAAUUCCGGAGGAAGAUCAAGCCAUCUGGUCUUGGUCUUACUGA